Molecule: messenger RNA, 556 nt
Organism: Aphis gossypii (cotton aphid)
Lineage: Eukaryota; Metazoa; Arthropoda; Insecta; Hemiptera; Aphididae
Product: protein disulfide-isomerase-like
Exons: 2
Coding region: 255-542 (95 amino acids)
Biological process (GO): protein folding; response to endoplasmic reticulum stress
Cellular component (GO): endoplasmic reticulum
Molecular function (GO): protein disulfide isomerase activity
Source: RefSeq, a predicted model, not a curated record
ACAUUUGCAUAAAAAAAAAAUGAAAUUUAACCAUGACUUGGUUAAAAAAUAAAUAAACAGUAAGGUGUUUUUAAUGUUUUUGAGCAUUUAACCUACUAUACGUUUAUACCCUUUCCGUAAAGCUCCAAAGCUUCUAUUCUCCGGGUCAGCUUUGGUAAUUUGUGGUUCCUGUACCGGAACGUUACCAAAUGCCGAAGUAUAAAAACCAAAUAACAGUUAAACUAAAUUUUGGUUAUUUUGUGUACAUUUUGUAGAUGCACCAUGGUUGUGGUCAUUGUAAACAAUUAGCACCAGAAUAUGCGAGUGCAGCCCAGCAUUUAGCUGAAAAUGAAUUAUCAGUUAAAUUGGGCAAAGUAGAUGCUACUAUUGAGAGGGACUUAGCUGAACAGUUUGGUAUCCGAGCAUAUCCAACUUUAAAGUUCUUUAAAAAUGGAAAACCAAUUGACUACACAGGCGGCCAAACCAAGGAUGAAAUUAUUCAAUGGGUAACAAUGAAGUCUGACCCAACUAAAAAAGUUUUGAAAUCAGAAGAAGAAUUGUAAUCAUUCAUUAAAAG